GCGCACGUAUUGAAAAGGGGAUCACCUCGGCCGCCGCGGCUACGCUCGUCCCAUUCACAACCACCUGCUCGCCGCGCAAGCAUCUCCGAGCUACGCGCUCUGCCGACCCGGAGGACCGACAAGCUGAACCAGUGUCAAUUGAGCAGCAAAGGAGCUAUCCAGAGCUUGGCAAGUUGAAAAACAAGAUGAAGGCAGUGAUGGUCGCUUCGAAAUCCAGAUCCUCGGCGAUAUUCUGGGCGAUCUUGUUCGUGGCUUUCUUCGGCGCAGGCAUUUCCGCAAAGCGUGGUUGCUCAGCAUUCGGUCAUUCGUGCUAUGGUGGCCACGGCAAACGCUCCAAUCCCGAGACUGCGGACAUCGAGAUACUGCCGAGAAACGCGAAGGACGAGGGACGCAUUGAUUACGAUAUUGGACACGCCAAUGGUGAGAAAGUUUUGCUCGUACCGUCGCAAGGUUACAAUCGACAGGAUCAACGCCUUAUCAAUUCGCUGCAUGAUCGGCCAAAUUUCAAUGUCUGGUCUCUUCUUGUCAGGAAAUUGCUGCUACCGAUGAAUCGUCAGUACAAGACUUAUGAAGAAAUCGAAUAAUCACAUCAUACAAUAUUAUAAAAAUCGUUACAAUUGCUAUAAAACUUCUAGACAUCAAUAAUUUGACAAAUUUAAAAACCGCCUGAUCAUUGGCAAUACUGAUGAUUCACAAAUUACAAUUACGCUCAAUGUUACAAAAAAAAUAUUUUUUGAUGUGGAUGUUGAUAAAUAUUUUACAAAUAUAUAUUCUUUUUUGUAGCUAUUUGAACAUUAUCAAGUGAUUUCAUUGGCCAUUGACGUUCGCAAAUAAAUCUAUACGAUAUUGUCGUCAUUUUAUAUUGGAUAAUUUGGUUAAAUCUUAACACACUUAGGUUCAGCAGAUAGAACAUUUUACUGAAUGUUAAAUAAAUAAUAGAUGAAAAAUCCUAAUCCUAAUCAAAUGUAUAUGUACAUAAGUUGUAGUGUAUGUUCGAAAAAAUCAUCGUUACCUAUUAAAAACAAUAAAAAUUAAUUCACGUUUCGUUUGAUUGAUCAAAAGAAUUUGAAUAAUUCAUGUCAAAUAUUGAUUGUUAUAUAAACAAAAUGUUACAAUGAUUUAAUAAUCACUUGAAAACAAUGUACUACUGUAUCGAAACGAAUAUAUUUUUUACUCGGUGAAGCCAAAAUACAAAAUUCACUUGAUUUUAUACAAAUUCAAGCUAAAUUUAUGAUAUUAGAAGCUUAUUCCAUUGUACAAAUUAGUUAACAUAUUAAUUUAUGUAAGAUAAACUUUCAAAUACAUGACAGUCAUUUUCUUUGCUUACAGCUCGAUUAAAGUGAUUAGCUAAAAUGAAAAUCUUAAAUAGCAUAUUUAGUAUUAUAUUAAUAAAUGAAUAUUAUUUGAAUGAUAAAUUGACUUAUUAAUUUUCCUUCGGAGUAAGGUGGGUAAAUGUACUGUACUUCAUCAAAUAUUAAUUAAAUUUAACAAAAAUAUUGUCAGUCAUCGAUGAUAUAACAUGGUAUCUUAAAAAGUGACCUAUUAUUCAAAUCCAUAUGUAGAAUCUCACACGUACAAGUUCCUUUAUAUUAUUUGUAUUUUAGUAUAGAGAGACUGUGAGUAUUUUGCUUUCAUGAAUAGGAAGCCUUAAAUCAUCAUUUCAAAUCAAUGGCUUGAAAAGGUUUUAUAGCGGUUUAUCAGUCAUCUUUCUUUCUAUUUUUCAUGAUACCAAGAAAUUUACCCAUUAUUAUGAUGGUUCUAUUCACAUAUGAUGACAUAUUCCAGCAAUUAAGUGGAAAGCGUUCAAACGUCAGAAACAAAUUUCCAUUUGCAUUUCUUAACACCU
This is a messenger RNA of Phymastichus coffea, 1846 nucleotides long. RefSeq names its product neuropeptide CCHamide-2. The transcript has 4 exons. NCBI's taxonomy places the organism in Eukaryota, Metazoa, Arthropoda, Insecta, Hymenoptera, Eulophidae. The record is from RefSeq and is a predicted model, not a curated record. Bases 186 to 584 code for a protein of 132 amino acids.